Molecule: messenger RNA, 2100 nt
Organism: Musa acuminata AAA Group (dessert banana)
Lineage: Eukaryota; Viridiplantae; Streptophyta; Magnoliopsida; Zingiberales; Musaceae
Product: histone deacetylase 6-like
Exons: 6
Coding region: 170-865 (231 amino acids)
Biological process (GO): regulation of transcription by RNA polymerase II
Cellular component (GO): nucleus
Molecular function (GO): histone deacetylase activity
Source: RefSeq, a predicted model, not a curated record
UGGGUUUGAUUUGGCGCGGUUUCAUAUUUUCUUGAUCUGAUUUUUAGACCCUGUCCAUAACAACCCAAACCAAAUCCCUCCCUCCCUCACUCCCUCUUGUCUCUCGCUCAUUCGAACAAGACGAGGAGUGGUCGAGUGCCAAAGAGAGAAGAAAAGCGCAGCGAGAGAGAUGGUGGCGUCAUCGUCGGCGGUGGAAGGAGGUGAGGGAGCAUCGUUGGCGUCGGCAUCGUGCGGGGACUGGGCCAAGCGGCGGGUGAGCUACUUCUACGAGCCGACGAUCGGAGACUACUACUACAGGCAGGGGCACCCGAUGAAGCCCCACCGAAUCCGCAUGGCUCACAACCUCAUCAUCCACUACCGCCUACACCGCCUCAUGGAGGUCUCCCGCCCUUUCCCCGCCACCGCCGCCGACAUGAUCCGCUUCCACUCCAAAGAAUACAUCGACUUCCUCGCCUCCGUCUCUCCCGUCACCGCCGCCGCCCUCGCCUCCUCCUACGCCCUCCAGCUUAAGCGUUUCAACCUCGAUUACGACUGUCCCAUAUUCGAGGGCCUCUUCCAGUUCUGCCAGGCAUCCGCUGGUGGCUCCAUCGGCGCGGCUGUCAAGAUCAACCGCGGCGAUGCUGACAUCGCCAUCAACUGGGCUGGCGGUCUCCACCACGCCAAGAAGUGCGGGGCCUCCGGCUUCUGCUACGUCAACGACAUCGUCCUCGGCAUCCUCGAGCUCCUCAAGUUCCACAGAGUGAUGCUACCCCCAAUGAUUUGCGAGGAGGAUUAUAGGGGAAUUUAUAAGGACAGCAACUCCUUUUUAGAGUCCAAAAUCUUCAUCUCGCCACAUUUUUUGAAGAACUGGAGGAGGAAUUUUUAAGAGAUGUAAGUGGAGAAGCUAUCCUUUCACUGGUGCAUUAUAGACAUUACAUUUAUGAGUUACUCAACGAAAUGAUGGACUUUGGUUACCUGCAAUACACUGAAGCUAAGAUUCUCGGUGAGUUUAUUAAGACAGAUGCAUACAAGACAGAAGUUACACAGAGGUCUCUGAUGGCUGUCACAAAUACGGUGUCUUAGCGCAGUGAAGGGUUGUGAAUUGUGAUACAACAAUAAUGAAGUGCUUUUGGCCAUGGUUGAAAGUGUCAAUAUACUUGUCAACAGCAAUUGACAGAUUAUCCAUUCUGAUGUUGUUGGGGCAUCGGAAAUGAGAACAUAUUUGAGGUAAAGCCUCCGAUCUGGGAUGCUCAAGUCAAGAGGCACUCAAGAAGUCACCAACAGAUCAUGGAAAAAGCGAAAAGUCAGUUUUAAGUUUUAGGAAAGGAGCACUGCGACAAACGUGGUAAGUGAGCUGAGCUGCCCGUCACUUCAGAAGCCACCAAUCCUAUCAUAGGUUCUGCUGCAUAUGCACCUGAGAAUGAUGCAUUAGUCUGGAAAAUAAAAUCUUUUCCUGGUGGAAAGGUACGGGAUGUAACUUCUCUUUCCGGAUUAAUAUGAGGUGCCAUCAAGUCAAGUUUACAUUUAAACUUUUUUUUCUUCAUGAUUCUUGUGUGAUUCUUUGCUACACGUGGGAGUACAUGUGUCGGGCAGAAUGUAGAAAUGACAGCUGAAGCAGCAGCUCCCGAGAAGAAGGCUGCUUCUAUACGUAUGAAGUUUGAGAUCCUAUAUUUCACUACCUCUGAGAUGCUGGUGUUUUGGUCUUUCAGAGUCUCCAUAUCAAACUACCAUAUGAACCAGUAGUUGAUGCAUCUAUUAUAUUGGUUACCCUGGUCCGGUAUCUCAUAAGUAUCAUAAAGAGUGGAUACCAAGCUUUUCCAUGGGUGAGACACAUCACAGUGGCUGGUGACUAUGAGCGAAGACUCAUCUAGCUCACUACAUUCCUGCCGUCUGGCAUUGGAAAACCAAUAUGCAAGACUAUAGAAGCUUGUACUGUAGUUACUGGAUAAUUUCCAAGUUUAGCGUUGGUAUGUGCAGUAGAAAGGUCAUCUUGCCUUUACUAUCUUAUAUGAAAUUGUUUGCGAGCAUGAAAUGCUAUUCCCAAGAGAAUUAUGUAUUUAGGUCGGUCGUUGAGUAUCGUGCUUGGCAAUGGAAAUAUGCUAAUAUGUAUUUGACUGUGUA